AUGAAGUUCCCAGUGCCUGGUCUUUCAGGCUCCUUCAUGAAGCUUCUAGUGGUUGCGUUGUCAACGCAACUUGUCUCGGGCAAUGGAAGUUUUCAUCUCAAAGUCAGCGACUGCAGCCUAUUAGAAGAAGGUCUUGUAUUCAAGGCAGUCAAGAGUAUGAAAUUAGCUGCUUCUGUUGCAGAGGAUCGCACAAAGAAGUUACUAGAAGUGCUUAGGAAAAAUCCAGGCCCAGACGAUUCGGUUAAAGGCUCUGAUAUUUCAAGCUUGAUGUUUUUUGAAACCAUGUUUGGAGAGGUGGAUCCAUGCGGAGGGGUUCAAAGGGUGGAGGAUAUUUACAAAAGAAUUGUUACGUUUCGGGAAACUCUCCAGAACCCUCAGUAUAAGGUCAACAUUGUAUGUCGGGAAGCUUUCCUGAAGCAGGAAGAAGGCCGUAAGUUGAAUUAUCAUCACUUACUUAACUACAUUUGCAGAUCAGAUUGGCCUUGGCUUGUUAACUAUACUGCUAUCCUAGUUGAUAUGGAUACUGAAGUCAUGGACAUGCGCCCCCCAGAAUGGGGCGGUCAAAGGUUAAACUUUGUUGAGUCUAAGGACCAGUUGUUCCCAUGUAAGAGUGGGGAGACACAGGCCUGGUCCUCAACAAAGUAUGACAUGGAACCAGAGCUCGUAGACCUUACAGUUCUAUGUGAUCAAGUUUUGAAGUCUUCGAAUUGGAACGAAUACAAUUCUGUGCCGUACGAGACUUUACGAAAAAAGGAGUUUGAACCCGAUUCCAGAAAAAUCGAUGAUAUUGAUGAUUACAAUCUUGCAACUAUAUUGACCCAUGAAUUCUCACACUCAGGCUCAAUAUACGAUUGUGACCCUACGGGUAUGUACGGCACGUGA
Coccidioides posadasii C735 delta SOWgp is the source of this 882-nucleotide messenger RNA. The record is from RefSeq and is a predicted model, not a curated record. NCBI's taxonomy places the organism in Eukaryota, Fungi, Ascomycota, Eurotiomycetes, Onygenales, Onygenaceae.